Molecule: messenger RNA, 1002 nt
Organism: Capronia coronata CBS 617.96
Lineage: Eukaryota; Fungi; Ascomycota; Eurotiomycetes; Chaetothyriales; Herpotrichiellaceae
Product: ubiquitin carboxyl-terminal hydrolase L5
Exons: 3
Coding region: 1-1002 (333 amino acids)
Biological process (GO): protein deubiquitination; ubiquitin-dependent protein catabolic process
Cellular component (GO): cytoplasm
Molecular function (GO): cysteine-type deubiquitinase activity
Source: RefSeq, a predicted model, not a curated record
AUGGCGGAAGAUGCAUCUGCGGGCGGCUGGAGUACCAUCGAAUCAGACGAAGGUGUCUUUACAUCGUUGAUUGAACAGCUAGGAGUCAAGGGAGUGCAGUUCGAAGAGCUGAUCUCGUUAGACGCCGACUCCAUUCGUGCUUUGAGUCCUGUCUACGGCGUCAUUUUCCUCUUCAAAUGGAUCGGUUCAUCAUCCGAAAACAAAGGAGUUCCCCAAGACGGUUCAUACGACCCUGCAGCAGUGGAGGAUGAAGGACUAUUCUUUGCCGCCCAAACGAUCCAAAAUGCCUGUGGCACACAAGCCAUUCUGUCAGUCAUUCUCAACAACGACCAGUCCAGUGAUGCGUCAUCUUCCGGCGCGGAUGCGACGCGAGCAAGAAUCGAUAUAGGACCUGCACUACAAGAGUUCAAGGACUUUACAACGGGCUUCGAUGCGGGCUUGAGGGGAGAGUCAUUGUCCAAUUCGGACUUGAUUCGAGAGACACACAACAGUUUUGCCAGGUCAAGUCCGUUUGCGGACGAGACCCAGCGUGACGCGAGCGCCGGCACAGAAGACGUCUUCCAUUUCAUUGCGUAUACGUGCCACCACGGCAAGUUGUACGAGUUGGACGGAUUACAACCCUACCCGAUCUCUCAUGGCGACUGCACCCCGGACGAGUUCCCCGAGAAGAUCAUCCCCGUGCUCCAGAGGCGGAUUGAACGAUAUCCGCCCGGCGAAGUGCGGUUCAACCUUAUGGCUGUCUGUCAGGACUUGAGGAUCAAGGCCCAAGAGUUUCAGGACUAUGAGAGUCUGACGCGGGAGAAGCGGAAACGCGCGCAAUGGGACUGGGAGAAUGCUCUUCGGCGGCAUAAUUUCGUCGGCUUUACGGGCGAGGUGCUCAAGGGCGUGGUCGCGAUGAAGCUCAAGGAUGGAACGUAUGAGACUUGGGUGGAGGAGGCGAAGAAGACGACGGAGAAGAGAAUGAGAGAACGAGCCGCGAGAGGCCAGGAAGGCGCGGCUUGA